AUGAGCUCCUCGCACAAAAUCAACGAAGCCAAUGGCACAGCGGCAACGCACAAGACCCUCAACGCAUGGCAGCAACCCGGGCCCGCGGCGUAUGACUUCCGCAGCGACACGAUGACGAGGCCGACGGCGUCGAUGCUCGAGGCGAUCAUCAACACGACCCUCUCGGACGACGUGAUGCAGGAAGACCCAACAACCAACGACCUGGAGGCAUCGAUAGCCGAACUAACGGGCCACGAGGCAGCCGUGCUGGUCAUGUCUGGGACCAUGGGCAACCAGGUCGCGCUGCGGACGCACCUGACCGGGCCACCUCAUUCCGUCCUGUGUGAUUUUCGGGGUCACAUCAGCAACUACGAGGCCGGCGGCGUCUCGUCGCUGUCCGGCGCCAUGCUGAUCGCCGUGCGCCCGUCUAACGGACACCACUUGACCCUAGAAGACGUCCAGAAGUACACCAUCCUCUCCGACGACGUCCACGCGUGUCCCACACGGGUGAUAUCGCUCGAGAACACGCUCGACGGCAUGAUCAUGCCGCUCGACGAAGUGCGCAAGAUUGCCGCGUUUGCGCGCGAGCACGGCAUCAAGAUGCACCUCGACGGCGCCCGGAUCUGGGAGGCCGUGGCCGCCGACGCGGGGACACUGCCCGAGUUCACCACUUGUUUCGAUAGCGUCAGCCUCUGUUUCUCCAAAGGCCUAGGCGCACCCAUCGGGAGUAUCGUCGUCGGUUCCAAGGCCUUUGUCGCCCACGCGAGGAGGAUUCGUAAGAUGCUCGGCGGCGGCACCAGACAAGCGGGCGUCAUCUCUGCCGCGGCUCGGGUGGCGGUGGAGGAAGGAUUUGGGAAAGGACCUCGCGGCGAAGGUGGCAAGCUGCGAGACAGCCACGCCCGAGCCCGCAAGGUCGCGGACAUGUGGCAGAGCAAGGGGGGCCGACUGUCGAAGCCGGUCGAGACCAACAUGGUGUGGCUCGACCUCGCCCAUGCAGGGAUCCCGGCGUCAGAAAUCCAGAAGCUCGCCGCUGAAGAGGGCCUGAACAUCCGAGGCUCUCGUCUCAUCAUCCACUCCCAGAUCAGCGAUGACGCGGUAGAGCGCCUCGGCAGGGUCAUGGACAAGAUCCUGCAGAACGGCAGUGAAAAGCCCAGACUCAACGGUCACUCGACGUGA
This is a messenger RNA of Capronia epimyces CBS 606.96, 1155 nucleotides long. Its product is annotated as threonine aldolase. Gene Ontology annotation, biological process: L-threonine catabolic process; glycine biosynthetic process. The transcript has a single exon. Bases 1 to 1155 code for a protein of 384 amino acids. Lineage: Eukaryota; Fungi; Ascomycota; Eurotiomycetes; Chaetothyriales; Herpotrichiellaceae. The record is from RefSeq and is a predicted model, not a curated record. Gene Ontology annotation, molecular function: L-allo-threonine aldolase activity. Gene Ontology annotation, cellular component: cytosol.